AGCGCCUGCAUCCAAACCUUCAUGUUUGGAAGGUUGUCUUGGUUUAUGGUGGUCCAAAAAGAAGGGCUGCUUGUUCCCAAGCUUAGGAGUCGGUAAUGGGCGCAUACUUUGAGAAACUCGAUUCAAAAUCUUUUGCCGUGUAUUCAAUAGCGUUACAGAUGCAAAUAACAAAACUUGGUUUGUCAAGAGAAGAUAUCGAAAUUUUGAGCGAUUACAUUGGCAUCUUAAAGAUAUUCCUAACUAUACACUGCACCUGCCUCCCAAACAAAUAUUUUCGUCAAGCACAGAGGAUGCUUCUGUUCACCAACGUUGCAUUCAGCUUGACAAAUAUUUGCAGGAGCUAUUAUCAAUUGCAAAUGUUGCCGAGCAGCAUAAGUAUGGGAUUUUUUAAGUGUUUCCUCAAAGAACUAUUCUUUUGGAAAAUCUCCCCCACUAUGAGAACACUAGCAGUCAAUGUGGAUGAUGCUGUGGAUGAUAUUGUACGCCAGUUUAAAGGGGUCUCAGAUGGUUUCAUGCGCAAAGUUGUUGGUUCAACUUCACCCUCUGAUAAAGCCUGUGCCUCGUCAAACUAUGAUCAGAAGUUGUCUUUUAAUUCAAACGAGUUACGCAAACACGUUUCUGCGCAGCAUUAUUUAGAAGAAGCUAAUAACAUGUCUGAUGAGGAAGGUGAGAGACUUGGAAGUGAAAACCAUGAAAAAGUUCGUGGAUGGCAUUCGGACACUGAAUUAAACUCCAAGAGUUUUCCUCCUCGUGUGAUCAAACGGGGCGAAGAGUCAGAUAACUUGGUUGUUGACAAGAAAAAUGAUCUAGAAUUGAGGUCUGGAGCCAGCGAUGGAGGAUUUUCUCAAACUUCAUACCAUAUGGAAGAUCCAGAAGGAAUGCCACCAGAGGGACGGGCAAAGGACAUGCUGGAUUGAAAUAAAGAUAUAUUUGUGCUAGUGCUACUGAAAGUAAGCUUGAAUCCUCAAUUGUCCACCUCUUUGCACCAUUAUUUUCACUGGAAGUCACCUCAGCAGUAAUCUGAACAAUAUCAUUUCUCCCCAUUUCCUGAUUGUGAGCGGAUCUGGUAAACUGCAAGAAAUUGUGGGACAUUCCGUUCAAGAAACUGUAUUGUUAUUGUGAUUGAUUUACUGGAGUGGGCAUGUACAAAUCACCUCUAAGUUAUUCUGAUUAGGAAAAGUUAAAGAUUUGAGUUA
Momordica charantia (bitter melon) is the source of this 1196-nucleotide messenger RNA. Its product is annotated as Pentatricopeptide repeat (PPR) superfamily protein. The record is from RefSeq and is a predicted model, not a curated record. NCBI's taxonomy places the organism in Eukaryota, Viridiplantae, Streptophyta, Magnoliopsida, Cucurbitales, Cucurbitaceae. Gene Ontology annotation, molecular function: protein binding; mRNA binding.